Osmia bicornis bicornis is the source of this 2399-nucleotide messenger RNA. RefSeq names its product retinal homeobox protein Rx1-like. The transcript has 5 exons. The record is from RefSeq and is a predicted model, not a curated record. Gene Ontology annotation, molecular function: RNA polymerase II cis-regulatory region sequence-specific DNA binding; DNA-binding transcription factor activity, RNA polymerase II-specific. The coding region runs from base 1 to 849 and encodes 282 amino acids. Gene Ontology annotation, biological process: positive regulation of transcription by RNA polymerase II. Lineage: Eukaryota; Metazoa; Arthropoda; Insecta; Hymenoptera; Megachilidae.
AUGGAUUCGCAGCAGCUCGUUGAUACAGCCUCUCAGAAUAGCCAGGACAUCGUCCUGCCGAAACCAGCGAGCAGCACACCCAGGCACAGCAUCGACGCGAUCCUUGGACUUGCAAAUAACAAAAGGAGCCAUCAAGAGAUGGAGGAUAACGCUCGAGACAGCCAGGAAAACACUGGUGAGAACAGCUGCAACUCCACCGGCGGCGGCAGCGACGAGGAACUCGGCACAGGCUGCGGGGACGAUUUAAACGGGAACGGCGGCAAGAAGAAGCAUCGUCGAAACAGGACGACCUUCACCACCUACCAGCUGCACGAGCUCGAGAGGGCCUUCGAGAAGUCUCAUUAUCCGGACGUGUACUCCAGGGAGGAGCUCGCUGCAAAAGUCAGUCUUCCGGAAGUGCGCGUCCAGGUCUGGUUUCAGAAUAGGCGAGCAAAAUGGCGUAGACAGGAGAAGAUGGAAGCCGCGAGACUCGGCCUCAGCGAGUACCACCACGCGGCAAAUAUGAGAAACGUGGCCGGGCCGGCACUGGGUCUACCUGGGGAUCCUUGGCUCACUCCUCCAGGACUAUUAAACGCCCUUCCUGGUUUCUUGGCUGCGCCUCACACGGGAUAUCCUAGUUAUCUAACGUCCCCGAGACGAUUGCCGUCGCCACCGAACGUUGCCACCGUCGCGAACACCGUGCCAGGAACCCUAACCGGGGGGAUGACGAGUAUAGGAAGCGGUGGUCACGUUCCCGCAGCGCCUCCCAGUCCUCCAGGACACGACCCACGCACAACCAGCAUCCAGGCUCUGAGAAUGCGAGCCAAGGAACACGUUGAAAGCAUUACCAAAGGGUUGCAAAUGGUCUGAAGUUUAACGUACAACCGAGGAAGGCAAGAAACCGAGUUCGAGCGUGCCAUAGCCGCGCUUUUAACACCGCGGGCGUGACCGGAAGCAAAACUACUCUACCUUCGACCCUUCAACCGCGGAGAAUGUCCAGUAGAAGCCAGACAGAUCGACAAACACGUUCCAUCGUUCCUUUUUCUAGCUGGUGAACGAAUCGUCGUUUCGAUUUCCCCUGGAAUCGUUUAUUGGUUAUCGAAAGAAUACCUAGGAGCUCGACGAGAAAAGGACGAUUAACGCACGUUCGAGCGUUCGAGCAGGCUGGUCCGAUUAUUACCUGGCUGAUUGGUAAAUGAAAUUUAUUCGAGUUCAUCGAUCAGAGCAAGAGGAUGAUUCUUUGGUUCUAUGGAGACGCUUGGAGAUGUUCUAUUUGUUUGGAUGAUAAAAAGAGAAACUAGUUGAUAAUAGUGCAAUAAACGAACAGAAAUAUGGUCAGACUUUUCGUAGUGUUGCGGGAGGAGAGUAGGUGUAAGGUCCAGAGACGAUCCUUCUUGGUUAGCAGCAAGAAUUACCAAGGACUUCUUGAACGAUCAGCUCAGUAAGUAAUAUGUUACGUAUAGUUCUAAUCAAAGGGGUCAAAAAAAGAGGGAAUAAUGUUCUUUCGAAUGUGAUGAGGAGACAUUUUAUUUGAAAUGAAAAUCUUGAACGUUGAAAUUCGAUUUGACUUUAACAUUAGCAUAAUUGUUUGAUAAUCAUGUAUGGAGCCAGCUGAACAGCGACACGGUGACACGUGUGCUAUUUUAUUAACAAUAUUUCUCGCUUGUCCUUAUCUGACGACAAGCGACGAAGCAUAUGUAAAAAUAAUGCAAUUCGAUUUUAUCUCGAGCAGAAUCAAGUAUCGAGUGUGCUAUAUUUAAAAAAGCGAAUGCUCUUCCUGAAUUUGCUAUCGAAUCGUUCGAUCGUGAAAUUAAAGUCGAACUGGAUCGAAGCGCGACAAACACUGACAGACUAAAAACCACAGGCGAACUGGCCAGGGGGAGUUCGAAAAAACUCUCAGUGGGCCGAUAGAGAUUUUGGGCCUAAUUAAUUAAAAUUAGGGUCCGUAAUGUCACUAAUCAACCGGUAAAAAUUCCAGUUCGCUCGUGGACUAAACCCAAUAUUUCUUGUAGUAUAGAGACUCGAGGUGCAGACAGCGCAUUUUGGCAUAAACAAUAUUCUGCAGUAUUAAUACGUUAAGGUGAAGAAUUGUGCAUAAGUACGUAAUAAAUGACUACGGUAUGCAAAUUCGAUCGCAUGGAAGAGGGCUGGCCAGACGAAUUCUAAGCUGGAGAUAUUUUCAGUAAAAAAAAAAGAAAUAGAAAUAGAAAUAUUGUUUAUUAGUUGAAAAAUUAAUAAAUACACCGGAAUUUUUUUAAUGAAAAUUCUUUGAGCAUCGUCUUCUGUCAGUCAUUUUCCAUGCGUGUGAAACAGAAAACAAGUAGAGGGUGAAGAAAGAACGUAGACAGUUACCCACCCCCGAACGUCUAUUUGUAUAUAUACCUGCUCGUGGUAAAAUAAAAUUUGAUGUACAUAUUUAA